ACGAAAGACAGCCAUCAUUGUGAUGAGUGGCAUUUGUAUCGAACCUCCCAGUUUCAGGUAAAUAUCGUCGAACAGGGAGCGCAAUUGAUCAUCGAUACAAUAACACGGCGAACACAAAGCAUCGAAGGUUCAUUCAAGCCUGUCUCGACGUGGAUCUAGGCUGUAUUAGUGAAGUUAGAUAGACAUAAAGUGAGCUGUUUUUUGCCAAACAAAAAGAACUUGUAAAAAUGGACGAUCGGGGACAAUACGGAGCACCUCAAAUGAUGGGAGGUUAUGGCAUGCAGCAGGAUCCAGGAAACGUCCAAGGAGGGGAUGUAAACUCCGAGCAAAGGAAACAAGAGAUCGGUGACAUUCUUCAACAGAUCAUGACCAUCACAGAUCAAAGCUUAGACGAGGCUCAAGCGAGAAAACACACUCUGAAUUGCCACAGAAUGAAACCAGCCCUGUUCAGCGUUCUUUGUGAAAUAAAAGAGAAGACUGUUCUAAGUAUCCGGGGUUCACAAGAUGACGAGCCCCCCGACCCGCAACUUAUGCGCUUAGAUAACAUGUUAAUAGCAGAGGGGGUAGCCGGGCCAGAGAAAGAUGGCGUCGGAUCGGGACCAGGCCAGCCAGAAAAUGCCAUAGAACACUCAGACUACAGAUCAAAACUUGCACAGAUUAGACAAAUAUAUCACACUGAGUUGGAGAAAUAUGAACAGGCCUGUAAUGAGUUCACGACUCAUGUGGUCAACUUACUGCGUGAACAGUCCCGCACCCGUCCUAUCGCGCCAAAAGAAAUAGAGCGCAUGGUCAGCAUAAUACGACGAAAGUUCUCCGCCAUUGAAAUGCAACUAAAACAGAGCACUUGUGAAGCUGUAAUGAUUCUACGCUCACGAUUUUUAGAUGCCAGACGAAAACGACGCAAUUUUACCAAAAAUUCCACGGUUGUAUUAAAUGAAUACUUUUACUCCCAUCUGGCGAACCCAUAUCCAAGUGAAGAAACCAAAGAACAGCUUGCCAAGCAAUGUGGUAUAUCAGUUGGCCAGGUAGGUCACAUGACAUCAAAUGUGUCACAUGACAUCAUGCAAUGCGUCAUGCGAAAAAGACGGAACUUCAGUAAAACUGCGUCUGAAAUCCUGAACGAAUAUUUCUACUCACAUCUGUCGAACCCUUAUCCAAGUGAAGAGGCUAAGGAAGAAUUGGCCCGAAAAUGUGGAAUCUCCGUGUCCCAGGUUUCUAACUGGUUUGGCAACAAACGUAUCCGUUACAAGAAGAACAUUGGCAAAGCUCAGGAGGAAGCUAAUCUGUAUGCAGCUAAAAUCGCUGCUCAAGGUGCUCAAGCUACUAACGCUGGACCGCAGACGAGCCCCGGAGACCCAAACAGUCAAGGUGCAACCAACUAUAACAUGGUACCGCGCAGUGGGAGUGGGCUGGGAUCUGGAGGCAUGUACAUGAAUUUGAAUGGGGACAAUUUCCAGCCGGAGUCAAUCGGCGCUAAUGUACAGUCGCAAGCGAGUGCACUUCGCCACGUGGUGAACCAAACUGGGGGCUAUAAUGAUGGCAUGUAUGAACCACACAUGCAACAGACUCCUUCAAGUGAGGCUUUAUCCCCAACUGACGGGUCUAGAGAUGAGAAAGAUUGGACAACUAGUAACUUUAAUCCCGGGGCUGGGGGAGAAAACAAUGACGCUACACAUUUGGAUGGAGACGAGCCCCCGAAUAAGAGGUCGAAAGUUUGAGGUGAAGGUCAAACUUCUAGGUCUUAGAGGGUAAAUCAAUACGGAGAAAGUUCAAAGAACAGAAGGGUAAAAUUUAGCAACAACAACAACAAAAAUGGGAGUGAAAUAAAAAACAUUUUAGUAAAUUGUCCAUUUUGUAUAUUCAGUCUUCUGCACAGACAUGAAAAUAUCACAAAUUAACUCAUUUUUCCAUGGAAAUUAUAGAGGAUUUAUUUAAUUUGAGUGAUUUCUUCAGACUGUGCAGUUGACUGUAGUAAUAUUAUAUUACUAGGUAGAGUUAAAGUUUUAGUUUGAAUUCACACUUAAGUGAAUUUGAAGAUUGAUAUUUCAUACAUAUACUGUGUAUACUAGCUGUACAGGUAGUUUUAGAUUAUGCUUUCUUUAUUGUACUCAGUAUAGAAGAAAGCAAUAAAACCAACAUAUAUGUGAGUG
Messenger RNA from Owenia fusiformis, 2150 nucleotides. The record is from the annotation of a GenBank genome assembly. NCBI's taxonomy places the organism in Eukaryota, Metazoa, Annelida, Polychaeta, Sabellida, Oweniidae.